CUGAGAAAUUACGGGCAUUCGGUCUUCACUAUCUCUCCCUCCCUCUCACUGACCUCGCUGAUAUUCUACGCCUUGCUUCUCUGCGUUUCAACGAUCAGGAUCGGACGGUCCAGAAUGAAUGGAGCUUAUUCUGCUCGUUUUGCUCAGUUUUAGAGCUCGAAACCCUCAGAUCUAGCCUAUCAGUCCUCGGAUCUUCCUUCCUGGUAUCUGACUGAGACUGAGUUGCGGCACGAAAUGGAUGCAAAUUACAGUUCGGUAACGGUCCCGCUUAAUUACGGCGUGCUAACAUGCGCCGUGGGAGCCUUGGCGAGUUCUCUGGUGGUUGCUCUCGUCAGAACCCAACUUUUGGCCCCGGAUCACCUUGGCCUCCUAAUAGCUAACACGACUGGAGUCAAGGGGGAUCACAAUACUGAAAGCUCGGACAAACAAGUUGAUGCAGACGGAGAUGACGACAACGAAGAUGAAGGUGAGAAUGAGGAUGGAGAUAAUGGAGCUGGGGAGGGCGAGGAGGACGUGUCUGAAGAAGGAGGUGGGCAUGACAAAAGUUCCAACGGCAAGAGCAACCCGAAGAAGCUGGCUCCAGAAGGUGGUGCUGGUGGUGCUGAAGAGAAUGGAGAAGAGGAAGAGGAAGGUGAUGAAGAUGAUGACCAGGAUGAUGAUGGCGAUGAAGACGAGGACGAGGACGAUGAUGAUGAAGAGGAUGACGGUGGGGAGGAAGAUGAAGAGGAGGUCGUUGAAGAAGAGGAGAACGAAGAGGAUGAGGAAGAAGAUGAGGAGGACGAGGAAGACGAGGAGGCACUGCAGCCCCCAAAGAAAAGGAAGAAGUAAAAGAAGCGUUUUCAAGGCUUAUAAUAUUAAUUUGUGUUGUAACGAAUGUGGCUUCUAACUUGGGAUGUUUCUGUUUAGUUCAUAAGGAGGCCUACUUUAGGACAUGGUUUAACUGGUAUCUGUGUUUCCCAUUGCUUAAUUAGAGAACUACAUUUUUAAGCGGGCCGAUGUUGAUUUAGAAAGAAAAAAAAAAUGUUGCAAUUUACUAUUUCCUUUUCCAAA
This is a messenger RNA of Prosopis cineraria, 1050 nucleotides long. RefSeq lists its product as uncharacterized. The transcript has 3 exons. The record is from RefSeq and is a predicted model, not a curated record. Lineage: Eukaryota; Viridiplantae; Streptophyta; Magnoliopsida; Fabales; Fabaceae. The coding region runs from base 235 to 828 and encodes 197 amino acids.